CAGAAGGAGAGUGGCUGGAGGACAGCUGUUCUAAUCCAUUAGCACCUCUACCUGGUCCGGCUGUAGAAGCCUGUGUUCGGGAUCUCUGUGAUAGAUGUGCUUGGGGAUGCUGUGGUUUCUGUUCCUCACUCUCCCCUGUCUGGGGAGCACAAUGCCUCUGACUCCUGACUCAGGACAGGAGUUGGUAGGCAUUGUCGGAGGCUGCCCUGUCUCAGCCAGCCGGUUCCCAUGGCAGGUCAGCCUGAGGUUCUACAACAUGAAGCUCAGCAAAUGGGAACACAUCUGUGGGGGCUCCCUCAUCCACCCACAGUGGGUGCUGACAGCUGCCCACUGUGUAGAGCCGAAAGAGAUGGAGGCCAGUUGCUUUAGAGUCCAAGUCGGGCAGCUGAGGCUCUAUGAAAACGACCAGUUAAUGAAAGUAGCCAAGAUCAUCCGUCACCCCAAGUUUAGUAAGAAGCUGUUUGCCCCUCCAGGGGCAGACAUUGCUCUGCUGAAACUGGACUCCACAGUUGUAUUGUCUGAGCGUGUCCACCCUGUUUCCCUCCCUGCUGCCUCCCAGAAGAUCUCCUCAAAGAAGACCUGCUGGGUGGCUGGCUGGGGCGUCAUAGAGGGCCACAGGCCACUGCCUCCGCCCUACCACCUGAGGGAAGUGGCAGUCCCCAUUGUGGGAAAUAGUGACUGUGAGCAGAAGUACCGGACUAAUUCCUCCUUGGACAGGACUACCAAGAUCAUCAAAGAUGAUAUGCUUUGUGCUGGGAUGGAGGGCCGGGACUCCUGCCAGGCUGACUCCGGGGGCCCCUUGGUGUGCAGGUGGAACUGCUCCUGGGUCCAGGAGGGUGUGGUCAGCUGGGGAAUAGGCUGUGGCCUUCCUGACUUCCCUGGUGUAUACACCCGAGUGAUGAGCUACUUGUCCUGGAUCCAUGGCUAUGUCCCCAAGUUCCCGGAACCUUCGAUGGGACCAGACAGGAUUCAUACACCAGAAGACACCCCAGCCACUCAUGCUGAUCCAUUCACUCCUUCCAGCCCAGCUUCACUUUCUUAAACCUCCCUAACCCCUGGUAGUGAAACUACCUUGUGCCCCUGGUCUGGAGUCUCUGGUGUCCCUUAAUUCUGGGAGGGAGGGGCUAAGACUACGUCUCAAAAGCUGCUGGGCAGCCCAUAGCCCCUCCUUACCACGUUUCUCAUUAAACAAUGGAUUGUC
Messenger RNA from Rattus rattus (black rat), 1201 nucleotides. Its product is annotated as mastin-like. Bases 95 to 1042 code for a protein of 315 amino acids. Lineage: Eukaryota; Metazoa; Chordata; Mammalia; Rodentia; Muridae. The record is from RefSeq and is a predicted model, not a curated record. Gene Ontology annotation, biological process: proteolysis. Gene Ontology annotation, molecular function: serine-type endopeptidase activity. The transcript has 5 exons.